AUGAAUAUCCUCCUCGGCCGUCUCCCACCGAUUGAUAUAUUAAUGUGGCCUUGGCACCAAGUGCUAUUCUAUAGCAAUGAAACGUUCCCAAAAUCAGUGGGCCAUUUUUUACGCAAAAGAUUUCAAAAAUUUAUAGAUAGUUUAGAAAAUCUACAGGACAAAGAAAAUGCAUACGAUCUAUUCGAUUGGCAUGUGCGCUUCCAAAUAAUCGACAAUUCAUGUUUAUCGCUUGACCAAUUAUCGGCUAUUUAUUGGGGAAAAUAUUCGUUUAAUGGUGAAUCGUGUCAGGCACACUUUAAUUUCAAAAAUUGUUUUGGAUCAGUUGUUGAUUGCAUUAUUGAUGAGAUUCGAGAUAAUUCAAUUGAAUAUAAAAAGGAAGUGAUUGAAAUUCAAAUACACAACAGUUUCAGGACAAAAAUAAAUGAAAAUGCUAAGACACACAUGACGACGGCAAAUGUUUCUGUGAAAUGUACCGACGGCACUGUCUACACGGCAAAUCACGUUAUAGUGACUUUUUCAUUGGGCGUUUUAAAAAAAUUACAUAAAAAUCUGUUUAAGCCAACUCUACCGUCGCCAAUUCAUUCAGCAAUCGAAAGCAUUGGCUUUGAAACUAUAAAUAAAAUUUUCUUGGAAUUCGAUACCGUGUGGUGGAACGAUUUAGAUGGUAUACAAUUUGUUUUCAAUUAUAAAAGAGAGAAAAAACAAUGGACAGAUUAUUUAACCGGUUUCGACAUAAUGCAACCACAGAGCUCAAACAUUUUAUUGGGUUGGGUCGGUGGAGCUGGGGCCAUCCAAAUGGAAAAACUGAAUGAUGAACAAAUUAUAGGCGAUUGUGUAAAAUUACUAUCCAAGUUUACAAAUCAAUCCGUUCCGUAUCCAAAUCGAUACCAUUGCACACGAUGGCAUUCAAAUCCAUUUGUGAGGGGAGCAUACAGCUAUAUAAGUACAAAAUGCGAUAGUAACGAAACAAUUUCGCAAAAUAUAUUAAAUAAAGCAGUGACACUUGAGGAUUUUUACUCAACGACAGGAAUGGACGAGUGCAAUGAUGAAGACCAUAAUUUAAAAUUAAAUUUAGAAAUGCUUAAAAAACGGCAAAAUUAUUUUAAUUUUAUGCAUAAGCCGUCGGCACCAGUUGUUUUAUUUGCUGGUGAGGCUUGCCAUGAUAAAUAUUUUUCCACUGCACACGGUGCAUUUGCAUCCGGAAUUGAGCAAGCACAAAAAAUUAUUGACCUUUAUAAAUGAAUAGAAAUGUCCAUUUUCUGCUGUUUUUCCUAGAUUUUUGAACUUACACUUCAAUAGCAUUAAAACUUCAAAAUGACCAUCUGUGCAACAUUUAAUAAAGAAUUUGAUCAAACAAUCAAUGA
This is a messenger RNA of Contarinia nasturtii (swede midge), 1364 nucleotides long. RefSeq names its product spermine oxidase-like. NCBI's taxonomy places the organism in Eukaryota, Metazoa, Arthropoda, Insecta, Diptera, Cecidomyiidae. The record is from RefSeq and is a predicted model, not a curated record. The transcript has 6 exons. Gene Ontology annotation, molecular function: polyamine oxidase activity. Bases 1 to 1242 code for a protein of 413 amino acids.